CCCGAGCCGGCGUGCGGGUAAGCGGUACCCCCGUCCCCAGCUCCCGGAGCCCUCCCCGGGGCCGCAGGCCUUUCCUCCCCGUCCCGCCCGGUCCAGCCCUCGGCAGGAGGCGGCUGGAGCUACUGGGACCAUAACCGGGGCCCCGGGCCCUCCCUGCCCGCCUCUUCCGGGGCCUGGCGCUGCCGCCCCGCUCCCCGAGCCGCUUCCCCGGGCAUCGAAAGCCCGCGGGGGCACCGCUGGGGUAGGGCUGGGCUCGGCUCCCGGCUGCCUGCCGAGCUCGUAUCAUCAUCAUCAUCAUCAUCAUCAUCAUCAUCAUCAUCAUCGCGCCCUGCUGCGAUCGUGUUUUGCUCCGUGACAGAUCCCGUGCCCGCCUGGGAGAGGAAUGAAGCCCCAGUGACCGCUUGGUGCGGCAGGAAAGUCGGUGGCUCUGUCAGGACGAGGUCCCUGCUGGAAUUGCUGCAGAGCCGCGCUGCGUGCAGAGCCUGGCUUCUGCAGAAGCACCUGUUAGCGGGGCAGAGGGUUGAGGCACUUCAACAGCUGUCAGGAAGAUAAAGGGCCUUUCUCCGAAACACCCUGCUCUGUGUGCCCCCACACUGCAGCUCCUGCCACUGGCUGCCCUGGUGGUGGUCGCCAUUUGGCACCAGGCAGCGCUCCAGCGUGACCGGGCCGUGCCUGCUAACUUCGGAGCCUCUGGGGCCAACAUUGAGUUCUUUUAACCAUUUGCAUCAUUUAGUAACUCAGCAUUACAUAUUUCUUUUAGAAACAUGAGAUUUGUCUUGCUACCUCCUUCAGCAGGUGUUCCAGAAGAUUUCAGUGUGCUCCAUGUGGAUUCAUUCGCCAUGCAAGGAGACUCAGAAGCCAUCUAGAAGCCUUUUCCUCACCAGUGCUUUAUUGUCAGCACCCCAUGAAUUUGGGAAGAUACAAGAAGAAUCUGGAAAUGCUGGUGAAUUGCUUCUCUUGGAUCUCUAGGUUCUGGCUCUGCUGACAGAAGGGUGACAGCUAAAGUUGCCAGUGAAGAGUCAAAUCCCUGCUCCACCAUUGGCUUUCUGUCCUACACUGUGCCUUAAACAUGGAAACUGUAGAAAUGAAUAGCGUAUCCUUGAAACGUCCUCAUUCUGAGGAUGAUGUGGCUAAUGCAGACGAAAUUAAAAGACAGAAGAUCUCAGAGAAGUCUCAGACAGGGAACAACUCUGGGCAGAGCGUUGAGACUGUAAACGAACAACCUGACAAAUCUCUGCUUGAGGACACGAAAAAUGAAAUAAUCCCCAAUGAGGAAGGUGAGGAGCAAGAAGAUGAGGAACUAGAGGACAGUGAUGAAGAUGGAGAUCCAGAGAGCUUUGCAGACAUGAUGAAGCAUGGACUGACAGAAAGUGAUGUUGGCAUAACUAAAUUUGUUAGCUCUCAUAAAGGGUUUUCUGGAAUCUUAAAAGAGAGAUACUCGGACUUUGUUGUUCAUGAAAUAGGCAAAGAUGGACGUGUGAGCCAUUUAGAUGACUUUUCUGUCCCAGUGGAUGAUGAGGACCCAUCGGAAGAAACAUUUACAGUUUUGUCAGAGGAAGACAAGCAGCGUUUAGAGGAGCUCCAGCUUCUUAAGAAUAAAGAAACUAGUGUUGCUAUCGAGGUAAUUGAAGACAGUAAAGAGAAAAGAACAGUCAUCCAUCAAGCUGUUAAGUCCUUGUUUCCUGGACUGGAGACUAAAACAGAAGAUCGAGAUGGAAAAAAAUACAUUAUUGCCUAUCAUGCUGCUGGGAAAAAAGCACUGGCAAAUCCAAGAAAACACUCUUGGCCAAAAUCUAGGGGAAGCUACUGCCAUUUUGUACUGUACAAGGAGAACAAGGAUACUAUGGAUGCCAUUAAUGUCCUAUCAAAAUUUUUAAGAGUGAAGCCAAACAUAUUUUCCUACAUGGGAACUAAAGAUAAAAGGGCUAUAACAGUUCAAGAAAUUGCUGUUCUUAGAAUCACUGCACAAAGACUUGCUCAUCUGAAUAAAUGCUUGAUGAACUUUAAAUUAGGAAAUUUCAGUUACAAGAACCAUCCGCUGAAAUUAGGAGAGCUGCAAGGGAACCAUUUCACUGUUGUUCUCAGAAAUAUAACAGGAACUGAUGACCAGAUAGAACAAGCAAUGAACUCUCUCAGGGAAAUUGGAUUCAUUAAUUACUAUGGAAUGCAAAGAUUCGGGACUACAGCUGUUCCUACAUACCAAAUUGGCAGAGCUAUUCUACAGAACAAUUGGAAUGAAGUAAUGGAUUUGAUAUUAAAACCACGACCAGGAGCUGAAAAGGGAUACUUAGUAAAAUGCAGAGAAGAAUGCAAGACUAAAGAUCCAGCAGCAGCCCUCAAGAAACUACCUGUAAAAAGGUGCGUGGAGGGACAGCUUCUACGUGGACUCUUAAAGUAUGGAAUGAAGAACAUAAUCUCUGCAUUUGGCAUAAUACCAAGAAACAAUCGUUUAAUGUACAUUCAUAGCUACCAGAGUUACGUCUGGAAUAAUAUGGUGAGCAAGAGAAUAGAAGAAUAUGGGCUUAAAGCUGUACCGGGAGAUCUCACACUUAAAGGAGCCACAGCUGUUCACAUUGAAGAAGGAGAUGUUCAUAACUACACCAUCCAUGACGUUGUGAUGCCCUUGCCUGGAUUUGACGUUAUUUAUCCAAAGCAUAAAAUUGGUGAGGCCUACAAGGAAAUGCUUGUAGCUGACAAUCUUGAUAUCAACAACAUGAGGCAUAAGAUCAGAGAUUAUUCACUUUCUGGAGCAUACAGAAAGAUUAUUAUUCGACCUCAGAAUGUCAAUUGGGAAGUUGUUGCAUAUGAUGAUCCUAAAAUCCCAUUAUUUACUACGGAUUUGGAUAAGUUGGAAGGAAAACCAUUACCAGUUCUUCCUACAGAUGGUAAGUUCAGGGCACUGAAGAUGGAGUUCUCCCUUCCCCCGUCCACCUAUGCUACUAUGGCGAUUCGAGAAGUUUUGAAAAUGGACACAAGCAUAAAAAACCAGACACAACUGAAUACUACCUGGUUACGCUGAAUGAGCUGCUAAAAUGUCUUAGCUUUUAACAUGUAUAAAGUGUUUUCCUAUUGACAUGUUCUGUACAAAUCUUAAAGAUUGCUAGUAAGAGAUUUGUAUUUUUUUAAGUUUUUAUUAGUGCAAGCAUUUCACUUCAGUAGUCAUUUACAAGAUGGUGUAAUAUAAUAUAGGUUUUAGUGACUGGUGCUUUUAAAUGAACAAAUAAAUGUGUUGCUUGAGCUUUA
Cygnus olor (mute swan) is the source of this 3243-nucleotide messenger RNA. RefSeq names its product pseudouridine synthase 7 (gene PUS7). Gene Ontology annotation, cellular component: nucleus. The record is from RefSeq and is a predicted model, not a curated record. NCBI's taxonomy places the organism in Eukaryota, Metazoa, Chordata, Aves, Anseriformes, Anatidae. Gene Ontology annotation, molecular function: pseudouridine synthase activity; RNA binding. Gene Ontology annotation, biological process: pseudouridine synthesis.